Carya illinoinensis is the source of this 624-nucleotide messenger RNA. RefSeq lists its product as uncharacterized. Lineage: Eukaryota; Viridiplantae; Streptophyta; Magnoliopsida; Fagales; Juglandaceae. The transcript has a single exon. Bases 1 to 624 code for a protein of 207 amino acids. The record is from RefSeq and is a predicted model, not a curated record. Gene Ontology annotation, molecular function: RNA-DNA hybrid ribonuclease activity; nucleic acid binding.
AUGCAGUGUUCAAGGACCCUACAGAAGAGAUACUUCCCUCCAAUGUCAUUCAGAGAGCUAUGGAACCAGUUAUGCCAAUCUGCUGAUUUGGAUGUCCCUGAAGAAUUUGCCAUCGUGUCACGGCUUAUCUGGCUAAGGAGGAACUCUUUUAUCUUCCAAGGAGAGUUCAAACACCCUAGUAGUGUUGUAAGUCAGGCCUCAAUAGCUAUGCUUGAGCUGGAAGCCAAUAGAAACAUAAGGGAAAAUACACAACAAGGUGAACAAAUUCAAGUUAAAUGGUCUCCCCCUCCAAAGAAUAUGUUUAAAAUGAACUGGGAUGCGGCUGUGGACAAAACGAAGUGCAGAGUUGGGAUAGGGGUCAUUGUAAGGGACCAUAGAGGCCAAAUGACUACUGCUUUGAGAAAGAGGAGAUCUUUGUAUCCUGGCCAUGCUCUAGCUAAAACUUGUGGUGCAUACGAGGCAACCAAAUUUGGCCUACAGUUGGACCUCUCCCAGGUUGUUCUAGAGGGAGAUUCAAAGCAGGUGGUAAAUGCACUAAUGGCCAAACCCCCGAACGUUUCAACCAUGGACAUGGUAACUCAGGACACAACAAUGUCUCCACCAUUACCCGUUUUGGUCUGUUAG